GUGUUUCCUUUUCUUCCUUUUUUGCUCUCUCCAUCCAAAUCCUGCAUUCCUCGCUCAACCCAAACACAGGUCACCACUGAUCUGAAUCACACUUGCACAGACAAACACUCGGGCACCUCUGCUAGUGCCCCGCUGGCUGCAGGCAUCUGUGCUCUCGUAUUAUCAGCUAAUCAGAAUCUAACCUGGCGCGACAUGCAAUACUUGGUCGUCUACACAGCUCGGCCGGAUGGCCUCUACUUGGCCGAUUGGAAGCUGAAUGGUGUCGGUCGACGCGUGUCUCACGCUUUCGGGUGA
Molecule: messenger RNA, 294 nt
Organism: Protopolystoma xenopodis
Lineage: Eukaryota; Metazoa; Platyhelminthes; Monogenea; Polystomatidea; Polystomatidae
Source: the annotation of a GenBank genome assembly